This is a messenger RNA of Pseudophryne corroboree (corroboree frog), 1058 nucleotides long. RefSeq lists its product as uncharacterized. The transcript has a single exon. The annotation marks the transcript as partial. NCBI's taxonomy places the organism in Eukaryota, Metazoa, Chordata, Amphibia, Anura, Myobatrachidae. The record is from RefSeq and is a predicted model, not a curated record.
ACUGAAUGCCUUUCUGCCAUUUCAUCUUGGAUGACAUCUCGCCACCUCAAACUUAAUAUUUCCAAAACAGAAUUAAUUAUAUUUCCACCGGCCAAUAGUAGUUUCCAACCUGAUAUCUCUAUCACUGUUGAGAACUCUGCAAUCACCCCUACCCCACAAGCUCGCUGCCUAGGUGUCAAUCUUGACUCUGAACUGUCCUUUGUUACCCACAUUCAAUCUGUCUCAAGAUCAUGUUACAUACAUCUAAGAAACAUAUCCAAAAUACGCCCUUAUCUUACACAAGACACAGCAAAAACUCUAAUCCAUGCUCUCAUUAUCUCCCGCAUUGAUUAUUGUAAUAGUCUCCUGACCGGUCUUCUCAAACAUAGGCUCUCACCACUACAAUCCAUUUUGAAUGCAGCUGCGAGGCUAAUCUUCCUUGCCAGACGUUCAUCGUCUGCAGAUCCGCUCUGUCAGUCCCUCCAUUGGUUACCGGUAUUCUACCGUAUUAAAUAUAAAAUACUUUUACUCACAUACAAGGCUAUUAACCAAACUGCACCAACAUACAUCUCUUCACUCAUCUCAAAAUAUCUCCCUACCCGACCUCUCCACUCUGCACAAGAUCUACGUCUCUCAUCCACACGCAUUACUUGUUCACACUCAAAAUUACAGGACUUUAUCCGGGCUUCACCCACUCUGUGGAAUGCCCUCCCACGCACAGUAAGACUCGCCUCUAGUCUCCAAACCUUUAAAUGUUCCCUGAAAACUCACCUCUUCAGACAAGCCUAUCAAAUUCCAGACCCACCCACAUAACCUUCAGUGCUUCCCUAUCUAAUUACAUCCUCUGUAGAAUAUUCAUAACAUCACAUAUCUUGUCUUUCUUUAGUCUCACACCCUCCUGACACUUGGAUAACUUUGUGGGGUAUCAUCAUACAACCCAUUAGAACCUAGCAAUCUGGUGGACCAUUAUGCAAUAGUUAGCAUCAAUCCUUGUGUAUCUAUGCCUAUUUCCCUAUAGAUUGUAAGCUUGCGAGCAGGGCCUUCCUACCUCUGUCUGUCUGUUUUUACCCAGUUUUGUU